Molecule: messenger RNA, 644 nt
Organism: Dryobates pubescens (Downy woodpecker)
Lineage: Eukaryota; Metazoa; Chordata; Aves; Piciformes; Picidae
Gene: MZB1
Product: marginal zone B and B1 cell specific protein
Exons: 4
Coding region: 1-582 (193 amino acids)
Biological process (GO): regulation of B cell proliferation
Cellular component (GO): extracellular region; endoplasmic reticulum chaperone complex
Source: RefSeq, a predicted model, not a curated record
AUGCGACCGGUGCUGGCGGCGUGGCUGGUCCUGAGCCUGCUGGCAGGGACAGGGGCCGAGGAGCAGUGCGGGGACCCCCCCGCCGCCCCAGCCCGCUCCAUCGCAGCGCCCCAGCUCAGCCCCGAGGAGCGGCUUUCGCCCCACAUGCCCGAAGCCCUGCGCUGCGACGCCUGCCACGCCAUCGCCUUCCAGAUUGAGCAGCAGCUGCACAAGGCAGAGGCAAAGAUGGGCAGGAAAGCGCUGAGCGAAUCCGACUACUUGGAGGUGCUGGAGAGGAGCUGCUCAACGAGCUGGGAGAGCUACGGGGUGCAGGAGCUGGAUGGGGUGAAGCGGCUGACGGGGCCAGGGCUGCUGAGACAGGAGCCCAUGAGCGUGAUGGUGACAGGGGGACCCUGGCCGAGACGGCUGUCAAAGAUGUGCCUUGGCUCCCUGGGCGAGUGGGGCGAGGCGCAGAUCUACGAAGCCCACCGGCGGGGCGCGGGCACCCUGCGGGAGCUGCUUUGCCAUGGGGAGAAGGGGCCCUGUGCCAGCGGCAAGGCCGGGGGGCCAGCCCCAGCCAAGGCGCUGCAGAACGAGCUGUAGCCCCGCGGCGGUUAAUGCUUAAUGCCCCGCUGACCUUCGGAGCCGACUUCGUCCCCAGAGAC